Dimorphilus gyrociliatus is the source of this 925-nucleotide messenger RNA. Lineage: Eukaryota; Metazoa; Annelida; Polychaeta; Dinophilidae. The record is from the annotation of a GenBank genome assembly.
UAUGGUUAGCAUGUUAACAGGCGCCACGUGCUAUGCCCUAUUCGUAGGUCACGCAACGACUCUUAUCCAAUCUUUUGACACUUCCAAGAGGCUAUAUAGAGAAAAGUUCAAACAAGUGGAAGAGUAUAUGAUAUAUCGUAAACUACCCCGGUCUCUUCGUCAAAGAAUUUCGGAUUUUUAUGAACACCGAUAUCAAGGAAAGAUGUUCGAUGAGGAGCGCAUUCUAUCGGAACUGAAUGAAUGCCUUCGGGAGGAAAUUGUCAAUUUCAACUGCCGAGCAUUAGUCGCCUCCGUACCAUUUUUCACUCAUGCUGAUCCAAAUUUCGUUUCGGAUGUUGUAACGAAAUUACAAUAUGAAGUUUUCCAACCGGGAGAUUUAGUGAUAAAAGAAGGAACGAUUGGAACGAAAAUGUAUUUUAUUCAGGAAGGAAUAGUAGAUAUAGUUACGAAAAACGGAGAAGUUGCCACUAGUUUGAGUGAUGGAAGUUACUUCGGCGAAAUCUGCCUACUUACAAAUGCGAAACGAGUAGCGUCCGUUAGAGCGGAAACCUACUGCAAUUUGUAUUCUCUGUCAGUCGAACACUUCAACUCUGUAUUAGAUCAUUAUCCCGUAAUGAGACGAACAAUGGAAUCGGUAGCCGCAGAACGCUUGAACAAAAUAGGUAAGAAUCCAUCGAUUGUGUCUAACAGAGCUGAAUUGGAAGAAGAUAUAAACACCGUCAAUGAAUUGAUAAUGCAAACAACACCUUUGGCGUCAUCUGGCUCCGAAGGGUCUCUUACUAACAUUGAGGAGGAAAAGGCCAAAUUUUCUGACGACAUGGACGAAGAGAUUCGCAAACCAGCGCUCAAAAAAUCCGUUUCGGACUGUUUAGUCUCUCGCCAUAGAAGUUCACCAACUCAACCUGAUAAGGAAUCUUUAGUUUGA